AUGCUAUCUCUUUGCACUGAAGAGCUGUGUAUCCCAGUGCCAGCUAGAAGCCCAACCACAGCCAUGGAAGACCUAAGGGUGCUUCAUGGUGCUUCCCCUGGCUGCCAAGCCAGGGGAAGCACCAGAGUCUGGUGCUUCCAGGUUGCACAAGAGUUUGGUGCUUCCAGGUUGCACCAGAGUCUGGUGCUUCCAGGUUGCACCAGAGUCUGGUGCUUCCAGGUUGCACAAGAGUCUGGUGCUUCCAGGUUGCACAAGAGUCUGGUGCUUCCAGGUUGCACAAGAGUCUGGUGCUUCCAGGUUGCACAAGAGUCUGGUGCCUCCAGGUUGCACAAGAGUCUGGUGCUUCCAGGUUGCAUCAAAGUCUGGUGCUUCCAGGUUGCACAAGAGUCUGGUGCUUCCAGGUUGCACAAGAAUCUGGUGCUUCCAGGUUGCACAAGAGUUUGGUGCUUCCAGGUUGCCCAAGAGUCUAGUGCUUCCAGGUUGCACAAGAGUCUGGUGCUUCCAGGUUGCACAAGAGUCUGGUGCUUCCAGGUUGCACAAGAGUCUGGUGCUUCCAGGUUACACAAGAGUCUGGUGCUUCCAGGUUACACCAGAGUCUGGUGCUUCCACGUUGCACCAGAGUCUGGUGCUUCCAGAUUGCACCAGAGUGUGGUGCUGCCAGGUUGUCUGGUGACCAGACAACCUGGCAGAAGCAAGUCGAGCCUCCUUCAACUCUCUCCUCAGAUCUAGGCUACCAGACCUAGAACUACCAGACCUAGGCCUACCAGACCUAGGCCUACCAGACCUAGGCCUACCAGACCUACCAUACAACACACUCUUCUGUACUUUUAGAACAAUAAACCUAGAAUUCGCCUC
Messenger RNA from Cherax quadricarinatus, 855 nucleotides. Lineage: Eukaryota; Metazoa; Arthropoda; Malacostraca; Decapoda; Parastacidae. The record is from RefSeq and is a predicted model, not a curated record.